AUGACAAAAUUAAUUUUAAAUCCUAGUGAUUUAUCCAUUGAAUUUCCUAACAUUUCCAUAUCUAACCCACAAAGAAUUCGAAUAUUAUGUCAAGUUAUUGAAUAUAUUCCUAAUGAAUCUAGUUUAAUUAUUGAUAAAUUACCAACAGUUACUUCUUCUUCAACAACAAACACAAAUAACCCAAACUUGGUUAAGGUGAAUAUAUUUGAUAUAUUAAAUGAUUGUUCAUUAGAAGUGAUUAGUCGAGGAACAAUAAUUAAUAUUGAUGGAUAUUAUGAUGGAUCAAAUAUUCAACCUAUUAAUAUUUAUGAAAUAAAUGGAAUUAAUUUUAUUAUUGAAAAUAUUGGAUUAUUAAAUCAAUUGAAUCAAUUAAAAAGUUUAACAUAA
Messenger RNA from Candida dubliniensis CD36, 387 nucleotides. It is a transcript of the gene TEN1, whose product is annotated as Ten1p. Gene Ontology annotation, molecular function: single-stranded telomeric DNA binding. NCBI's taxonomy places the organism in Eukaryota, Fungi, Ascomycota, Pichiomycetes, Serinales, Debaryomycetaceae. Gene Ontology annotation, biological process: telomere capping. The transcript has a single exon. The record is from RefSeq and is a predicted model, not a curated record. Gene Ontology annotation, cellular component: CST complex. The coding region runs from base 1 to 387 and encodes 128 amino acids.